CUCUCUAUUCGCGCGACUCCAAGAGUGUGAAAGAGAGAACGCGAGAGAACGAAAGAAAGAGAGUGUGAGAGAGUGACAAGCAGCGAGCGGACCAGUCUGCGAGCGUUUCAAAGCGAGCCAAAGAGAGAGAUCGCAAGAGACGCGAGAGAGAGCGCGCUCCACUCUUGUUCCAAAGUAAAGACUUCUCUCUCUCCGUUUCGACUCGCCUCGCUACUUGCUCGCGCUUCCUCUUGCUUGUCCCGGGAAUGAGAAGCGAUGAUGUCGGGCUCUGCCAACGAGGAGAAAACCUACCGGCGGUUCCUGGAGCUGUUCCUGCGGGAGAUGAGGCCCCCUCUUCGGGAGGACCAGCCGCUGCCCCUCCGGCCCCAGACGGAGCUCAUCUCGGAAGAAGAGGUGGAGGGAGAGUGCAUAGACCUCUGCCUUCAGCACCUCUACAAAUAUAACUGUCCGUUCCCGUUGGCUGCUGGCUUGGCGAGGGCCACAUCGGACGCCCUCCUGCAGGGUGACCUGGCCAGCUGUACACACACCCCCCCACCCCCCGAGCCCACGGAGGACGCCGACACUACAGAGCCCAUGGAAACAAAAGAGCUGCCGCCACUGCUGGAGUGUGCGCGCGUGGCGCGGCUGGUGUUUAACUGUCUGUACGAGGUGUGUUACGCGUGGCUGCAGAACUACCCCCUGCGGCGGAGACCGCAGCCCUACUACGAGACCUCCAUACACGCCAUCAAGAACAUGCGCCGCAAGAUGGAGGACAAGCACGUCGUCAUCCCAGACUUUAACACACUCUUCAACCUGCAGGACCAUGAGGAGCAGGCCUUCUUCGCAGUGUUUGACGGCCACGGGGGCGUCGACGCAGCAACGUACGCGGCCAAUCAGCUGCAUGUAAACCUGGUGAAGCAGGAAGAGUUCCGCUCAGACCCCUCCCUCGCACUAUGCUCCGCCUUCCGACUCACAGACAAGCGAUUCAUACAGAAGGCAUCACGAGAGAACCUGCGUUGUGGGACUACAGGCGUGGUGACUCUGGUGCGGGGGCGUACCCUGUACGUGGCUUGGCUGGGGGACUCCCAGGUCAUGAUGGUCAAGAGGGGGGAAGCUGUGGAGCUGAUGAAGCCUCACAAGCCCGACCGAGAGGAUGAGAAGCAGCGUAUCGAGGCAUUGGGGGGUUGUGUGAUCUGGUUCGGCACGUGGAGGGUUAAUGGAAGCUUAUCUGUAUCCAGAGCCAUCGGUGACAAUGAGCAUAAGCCAUACAUCUGUGGUGAGGCGGACCACGCCGCGUUCCCAUUGGACGGUUCUGAAGACUACUUGCUGCUGGCCUGCGAUGGCUUCUACGACACCGUGUCACCAGAGGAGGCCGUCCGCAUCGUCACCGAACACCUGGCUGAGAACGCAGGGGACACCGCCAUGGUGGCCCAUAAACUGGUGGCGUGCGCUCGUGACGCGGGUUCGAGUGACAACAUCACGGUCAUCGUGGUGUUCCUCAGGGACCCCCGCCUUCCCCCACCGCCCAUCACAGACGACAACCAAUCAGAACAGCCGGCGCAGGAGGAAGAGGCGCAGCCGGAGGGGGAUGAUCAAUCGGACGAGUCGCAGGGCCAGGGGGGCAUGGCCGGGAACGGGGAGAGGGGAGGGGCCAAAGGGAGAGGGGGUUGGCCCCUACAGCAAUGCUCCGCCCCGGCUGACCUGGCCUAUGAGGAGAACCGUAACGACUCCUUCACGGACCGCACCUGCCUCAGCAACGAGCCGGUCAGCUUUGACCCAAUCAGGCCACCGUAUAACGGCCCUAAUGCACCGCUAUUCAACCCCUACGACCCAAACAGCCCCCCACAUGGCCCAUUUAGCACCACUAAUAACGAUGCUCCUUAUAGUGCUCCAUCUAGUGGCCACUGCCGUCGCAGCACCUCCCAGGCCACUGCACCUCCUGAUGCCGCCACACCUGAGCCACCAGCAGAGGGCGCUGUUGCUGUACAGCCUUCUGAUGCCCCUCCAUCCGACACCACUGUCUCCUUUAUUCCCCAAGCUGCCCCAUUACCUGACAGCCUCUACGAUGCCCAGUAUACUGCCCCGCUCUCUGCCGCCCUGCGUCUGCCUCGGCCCCCGGUGCGAAGGCGUGCUCUCCUGCCCCCGCAGCUGGCUGGUUGGGGGAAGGGGUGGCAGGAGGAGGACGUGGGGUCUCUCUGUGCCUACCGCACCGGCCGCCCAAUCCCCUUGCCCGACAGACUGGCCUCUGUUACCCGGGGAACGGGAACCCCGUUGCCCCUAGCGAUGCUGCUGCCGCCGCCGCCCCGCCGCGCGCGUGAGCGAAUGAGGAGGGUGAAGCGGCGCACAGCGGCCAUCAGAGGGGCGUGGUCCACACAUAGGCCACUGCCCCAGCUGUUGUCAUGCCGACAGCCAGAGAUGCCCCUUCCCUGCUCCAUCACUCCCACCUGGCCACACUGAGGGGGCUAGAUAUUAUCCACACACGCACCUGCACACACACACACACACACACACGCUCUAUAACCUUCACACACACACUCUAUAACCUACACACACACACUCUAUAACCUACACACACACACACACACACACACACACACACACUCUGUAAGCCUCACAUGCGUACACUAUCACACUGUCACAUACAGUACACACUAUCACACAUACACAUACACAUAAAUACACUAUCACACACAAACACACACACAGAGAAGUAUAUACCGGCACACACACAUUCUCUUACUCUCUAUCACACACAGAGCCAUCCACCAGCCUUCACUGGGCAACGAGACUUGUCCUGCUAGCAUUCCAUUACCCUACACACUUCCCAGAACACACACACCCA
Messenger RNA from Engraulis encrasicolus (European anchovy), 2821 nucleotides. RefSeq names its product protein phosphatase, Mg2+/Mn2+ dependent, 1E (gene ppm1e). Lineage: Eukaryota; Metazoa; Chordata; Actinopteri; Clupeiformes; Engraulidae. The coding region runs from base 256 to 2436 and encodes 726 amino acids. The transcript has 8 exons. Gene Ontology annotation, biological process: protein dephosphorylation; negative regulation of protein kinase activity. Gene Ontology annotation, molecular function: protein serine/threonine phosphatase activity; cation binding. The record is from RefSeq and is a predicted model, not a curated record. Gene Ontology annotation, cellular component: nucleus.